AAAAAAUCAGCCACAUGAAGAAGUACCAAAAAGAGUAAAUGAUAGUAAGUUUAAAGAACCAAUCAAUAGUCAGAACGAACAAAGAAAAAAUGCAAAAAAGAAAGAACAUGGUAAAAAAGAUGUUAAGGAAAUCAUACUACCUGAACCGGUCGAUCAACAGCCGAUCAUAAAAAAUUCAAGGGGCGUAUGUGCAACAUCACGUGACAUAAUGUUUUACGAUAUACUAGCGCGGUAUAGUGAAAGUGAAGUUAUUUCAGCCAUUAAAAAUAUAGGAAAUGUCCAUAGAAUAAGGAUUAAAAAGCACUACAAAUACCAAUCGGUAAGAGCUGAAAUCAACUUAUUUGAGGAAUACGAAAGUGAGUUUGUUAGAGAAACAUGGAAGGUACAACUUUUAUUUGGAAAUAGUGAAAAGAGACAAACCGCGAUGCAAGUUCGUUGGUUUCCAGGACAAAGUACAGUUAAAUCUAUAAAAGAAAAAUGUAAGUGGAAGGCAUACAAAAUAAUUCGUUCAAGUUAUUAUCAAGACGUAGCUAGAAAAAAUUACUCUUUUGAGUACGGCAAAAUGGCGCGUUUUGGAAAAAAGUUAGUAUUCCUUGCAUACUUUAAAGACAAAGAUCAAUUGGACGCAGCUAAGGCUUUAGAUAAAAGAGGAGACGAUACUUGGAUUAUUCAUGGUAAGGGUUUGGGCAAUCAACCGGUAGACCUCCCAAUAAGGGGCUCACGUAGUGAUUUGCCUGCAACAAAAAAACAAACCGUGGCCACGUCAACAAUUAUAGAUAACGUUAGUACAGAUGAGGUGAUCGACGUAGUAAAUAAAUAUAGGAAAAAUUUGUUAGAUGAAGUUCCACAAAAUAUCACGUCGACUUCAAUAAAAGAUUACGCUUCGCCAGAGAAAGUUGUAGACAUAGUAUUGGAUUUAAGAGAAGAAAUAAAUAAAGAGUUGUCACAUGAAGAAAAAGAUGAUGAAAAGUGGAUUGAACGAUGUAGAUACGGAUAUGCUGGGCUAGUUACGGAUUUAAAAGAAAGAAAAAAGAAGAUGGAAGAAGGAAGGGCGGAACGUGAUACGUUACAAAAGAAAGUGGAUGAAGCUCAAAACAAAGUGAACGAAAAUCAAAAAAUCUUGGAUAAGAUUGAAAAUGAAAAAGAGCAAGAAACGAAAUCCAACGAAAAUAUUAAACAGGUAUCACCAUUAGAAAUGCACGAGUAUGAAUCAAUAAAUGAAACAUGUAGCAAGAGGCUAGGUGAAAAAAAGGAAAAAAAGAAAGAAAAGAUUUUUACUCCAGAAUAUGUAAAGCGACUCGAUGGGAUGAUUGAUACUUACAAGAAGGUAUUAAAAGAAGCAAAAGAAGAAGUAGAACAACGGAAACGCUUAAGAAAGAAACAAGAUGACCGUGUAAUGGAGGAAGAAGGAAUAGAAAGUGAUAGUGAUGAAGAUGAAGAAGAUCAAGUGGUGGUAAGUACAGAAUCAAAUAACAAAAGAGGAGGAAAACCAGGUAGUCACGGACGAGAUAGAGGAGGUAGAUGUAGAUUAGUUAAAAAGAAGUAGUUUCACUUAAUAUAGACAUUGUAUAGUGUAUAUAGGUAAAUAUAACUUAUAGGUAGAUAGUUUUUCUUGUAGUUGUGUAGUAUUUAAAGGGGAUCGUGGGUUGACCGAGC
This is a messenger RNA of Rhizophagus irregularis DAOM 181602=DAOM 197198, 1656 nucleotides long. The record is from RefSeq and is a predicted model, not a curated record. NCBI's taxonomy places the organism in Eukaryota, Fungi, Glomeromycota, Glomeromycetes, Glomerales, Glomeraceae.